Molecule: messenger RNA, 2030 nt
Organism: Malaya genurostris
Lineage: Eukaryota; Metazoa; Arthropoda; Insecta; Diptera; Culicidae
Product: tetracycline resistance protein, class D
Exons: 7
Coding region: 459-1913 (484 amino acids)
Biological process (GO): transmembrane transport
Cellular component (GO): membrane
Molecular function (GO): transmembrane transporter activity
Source: RefSeq, a predicted model, not a curated record
GUCAAAUGACACCUGGUUACGUGUAUUUAUUUACCUAAUUCGUAUUUUUGUUAUUGUUUGGAACAGUAGUAUACUAUCUGUGAUAUCAAAUUUUUAUUCAUAAACUUGUGCAUCAGUGAAGCAAUAAAAGUGUUCACUUCAUUGCUGGAAAAAUACAAACAUACAAGUAAUCUAUACCAACGGAAUCAUUGCAACUCUGUUUCACUAUAUAAUCGGUAUUAGGAACAAAUAAAAUUAUAACGAGUUGUCUGAUUGUGCAACCCUCUCGUCUCGUUGGCCUAAGAUUAGUCAUCUAUAUAGUGGCAAAAAACAAGUACUGUUUAGAUGAAGCUUUAGUUAGUAGCAUAAAGCAUCUGAACUAGUGCUAGUACGACACUGGAAAGCAGAUGAUAAGAACAAAAAAAUGUUGAUUACGGAGUGAAGUUUUGCCAGUCUUGAUUGAAUUUCAUUCCGCAAAAAUGGAUGACAACGAUCAGAAUGUUCAACCGGAAGGGUCCACCAGUUUAAUGGAUACUACUAGGAAUAAGUACGAACAAAAGUAUCGAUUCUUUAUUCUAGAGCCAGCAAUUCUGUUGUUGUUUUACGCAUGGAAUGUCUCAGCCGCUGUUUUCACCAAUCAAAUUGUUUAUCAAACUUGCACGGUCACACUAGCAAUCAACCAGUCGGAAUGUGUUCUUCUGGGGACAGAAAACGAAACCGAAUCUACUCAGGAGUUGGAAAAGACAGUCCAACCUUACACAACUAAUAUACUGAUGGCGAAAUCGCUGAUCGAAUCUAUAAUUCCAGCCCUGUGCAGUAUGUUUAUUGGACCAUGGUCGGACAAGUACGGACGGAAGCCGGUUCUUCUGUCGACUUUUAUUGGAUCGUUUUUUAGUUAUUCCCUGCUGGGGUUGGUGUGCUUUCUUUCUGGCAAAUACCCAAUAGAUCCGUGGUACUACGUUUUGACAUUCAUUCCGGCUGCUUUGUCCGGUGGUAACUGUGCAUUGAUUACCGGUGUCUUUUGCUAUAUCACCGAUGUGACCAGUGAGGAAAACAGAGCUAUCAAAAUGGGUGUCCUAGAAGCUUCAAUUUUUGGAGGUUUACUUUUCGGAACGCUUAGCAGCAGCUACAUACUGCACUGGACCAACUCCACAACGGUUUUUGCCAUAGCUGCUGUUGCCAUUUUGAUUGGAAUUGUAUAUAUUACGUUCUACAUUGAAGAAAGUGUACAACCAAAUGAACUCGCUACUAGUUCCUGUAAGCUUCGGGAAAUUUUCCGCUUCGAAUUAGUUGCAGAUUUGUUCCACACGUGUUUCAAACGGAGGCCAAAUUUCGACAGGGUUAUUAUUUGGCUGGUCAUUUCCGCUCUUGGAGCAAGCAUUUUUGCAAUGGAAGGGAACGGAACCGUACAUUUUCUGUACUAUCGAGAACGCUUCGGUUGGACCGUCAAGGAGUUUUCGUUUUUUGAUGCCACCAUAAUAGUGUUCAUGAUUGUUGGUAACAUUGUUGGUGUGUAUGGAAUCAAGAAAUGGUUUGGAUUGUCAGAAAGUGUUCUGGCAGCUAUUGGAUUUUGCUGCUAUGCCAUCGAUAGCGGAAUCAAAGGUGUAGCCUUCAAGCCCUGGCAUCUUUAUCUAGCGAUUGUGAUUUCGAUGAUGAAGGGUAAUGCUGGCCCGAUGGGACGCGCCGUGAUAUCGAAUACUGCGCCACCCAACGAUAUCGGAAAGAUAUUCUCCCUGACGACGUCGAUAGAAUCUUUGACUCCACUGUUAUCGGCUCCGUUUUACACAUAUGUGUACAAAAAAACCCUUCCGUGGUUCCCAGGAGCAUUCUUUCUCAUUAGCUCAGCCGUUUAUUUUUGUUGCGUGUUUCUUAUGAUAUUCGUAAGAAUAUUCGAAGGGAUGCAUCAAUCGAUUACAUACUCAGUAGUCAGCUAAGGGCAAUUUUAUAGGAAGCAACUCUAACUAUUAACUAUUAAAAAAUUUAUAGAUUUAUUAUACAUAUUUUUCGAACAUAUCUAAUAAAAUCGGAAACUAGUCAAUUGAUAAAAUAAA